AUGGCUUCGGUGGCGAUAACCAGAAAAAACCACCUCGUCUCUUCUCUACUCUACAGUAUCCGAUGCCGAAGAUCAUAUAUCCGUCGUCCAAUCACCACCAGCCGCCUCAGCUUCACGACGUCAACUUCCACUUCCCCUUCGCCGGCAGAUACAGGAAAUUCCCGGAAGAUCGCGAGGUUCGCCAAUGGUGCAGUUGUAUUAGGCAUCGACGAUACUAAAGUGCUCUCCACAGUUUGCUCAUCUAAAGGCGAUGGUGUCCGCGAUUUUUUGCCUCUCACUGUCGAUUAUCAAGAGAAACAGUUUGCUCAAGGAGUGAUUCCAGGCACAUAUAUGCGAAGAGAAGCUGGGUUUUACCAUGAGGUUCAGGUGAUGGCUAGUGUGCUUUCUUCAGAUGGGAAGCAAGAUCCAGAUGUAAUGGCAGCUAAUGCCACUUCUGCUGCUCUUAUGUUAUCAGAUAUACCAUGGGGUGGCCCCAUUGGAAUGAUUCGUGUAGGAAGGAUUGAUGGGCAUCUUGUUGUAAAUCCAACCAUGGAUGAGCUUAAUCUAAGUGAUCUCAACCUUGUAUACGCCUGCACAAAAGACAAGACUUUGAUGUUAGAUGUACAAGCAAGUGAAAUUUCCGAAAAAGACCUUGAAGCUGCAUUUAGGUUUGCACAUCCUGAGGCAGUUAAAUUCAUCGAACCUCAGUUAAGACUUGCUGAAAAAGCAGGGAAACAGAAAAAAGAAUAUAAAUUAUCAUUGGUGUCAGAAAGAACAAUGAAUAAAAUCCGUGAUUUGACUGAAACGCCCAUUGAAGCUGUUUUUACAGAUCCUUCUUAUGGAAAGUUUGAACGUGGAGAAGCCUUAGAUAAAAUUGCACAAAAUGUGAAAGGUAUUUUAGAGGAAGAAGGUGAUGAAGAAAGCUUAAAAGUUUUAUCAAAAACAGUUGAUACAGUGCGAAAGCAGAUUAUACGCAAAAGGAUUAUUACAGAAGGGUUUAGGCUUGAUGGAAGGCGUCUGGAUGAGGUCAGGCCUUUGUAUUGUGAAGCUGGCAGUUUACCUGGAUUGCAUGGGUCAGCUUUAUUUUCACGUGGAGAUACACAGGUUUUAUGUACAGUUACCCUUGGUGCCCCUGGGGACGCACAACGUUUGGAUUCAAUUGUGGGCCCCCCAACUAAGCGGUUUAUGCUUCACUACAAUUUUCCACCUUUCUGUAUUAAUGAAGUUGGGAAAAGAACUGGAUUAAAUCGUCGUGAAGUUGGACAUGGCACUUUAGCUGAAAAGGCUCUUGUUGCUGUAUUGCCUCCUGAACUUGACUUUCCAUAUACUGUUCGUAUCAAUUCUGAAGUCAUGAGCUCUGAUGGUUCAACAUCAAUGGCAACUGUCUGUGGAGGUAGUAUGGCUUUAAUGGAUGCUGGCAUCCCUUUACAGGAACAUGUUGCAGGGCUUUCAGUAGGCCUUGUUACUGAAGUUGAUCCAUCAACUGGCACUGUUAAUGAGUAUCGUAUACUAACUGAUAUUUUGGGUCUGGAAGAUCAUCUUGGGGACAUGGAUUUUAAAAUUGCAGGGACCCGAAAUGGAAUUACAGCAAUCCAAUUGGACAUAAAACCUGCUGGAAUUCCUCUUGAUAUUAUUUGUGAGUCACUGGGACCCGCAUAUAAAGGGAGACUCCAAAUCCUUGACCAUAUGGAGCAAGAAAUAAAUGCAGCACGUGUUCAAGAUGGAAAAAAUUCUCCAAGAUUAGUUACCUUAAAAUAUAGCAACGAUGAUUUACGCCGAUUGAUUGGACCACUUGGCGCCUUGAAGAUGAAAAUUGAAGAAGAAACAGGUGCUCGGAUGUCUGUGAGUGAUGGAGCCCUAACUAUAGUCGCAAAGAAUCAAUCCGUAAUGGAAAAAGUGCAAGAAAAGGUUGAUUUAAUAAUUGGGAGAGCAAUUGAAGUAGGAGGUGUUUACAAAGGGAUUAUAACUUCAAUAAAAGAGUAUGGAGCUUUUGUAGAGUUCAAUGGUGGACAACAUGGCCUCUUACAUGUGUCUGAAUUAUCUCAUGAACCGAUAUCCAAAAUUUCAGAUGUGAUUUCAGUCGGGCAGCAACUUUCUUUAAUGUGUAUCGGGCAGGAUCUCCGUGGCAACAUAAAACUCUCUCUAAAAGCCACUUUACCUCAAAAGACCAAAAAACCCGAUCCGAUUAAAACAUCCUCGGAUUUAUCAAAACAAGUCGAGGAUUCUCCGCCACGUCAGCAAGAACCCCAGAAUUCCACAUCAUAUUCCGCCACGUCACCGAUUGUGAUCCGAAGCGCUGUGGAGUGUGAUGAGGAGGAGAAAUUGUCUACUUUGAUUUCGAGUGUCAAACAUAACAGCAAAUUGCCACGUGUUUCAAAGCCAAAAUCUUCUUCUCAAAAACCCAAGAGUUUAAAGUCUUCAAGUAAUGAGGAUGAAUUAGGUUGUGAUUCGGGAUCUAAAAAAACUAAAGGGGGAAAACCGUUUCUACUAACGGAGAAAAGAACAAAUAGUGGUUCUAAUUAUACAAGCUCUGAAGAAGAAGAGGAAGAUGAUGAUAAACAUAAACAUGCGUUUACAAAUGUAGUGGAUAUUUCUGAUUUUUUUAAAGAUAGAGAAUCGAAAGUAGAGGAGACUUCAAUUGAUGCAAAAAAGCUGAAACUUGGAACGAAAGUAACUGCAAAGAUUGUUCAAGUACGUGCACGUGGAUUAGUAUUGGAUUUGGGUGGUGGAAUUAAUGGGAUGUAUCGGUUUGAGGGUGGUGGGAAGCAGGAUUUUGAAGUAGGCAGUGAGGUACGAGUACAAUGUACAAGCUUUAACAGCAAGGGUAUUCCUGUAAUGUCAAUUGUACAGGAUGAUUAGAGUGAUGACAUGAAGAUUGGUUGAUUUUUUUUUAUAGAUAAUUAAUAUUAUAUUAUCUAUAAUGGGUUUUGUAGAAUAGUGUAUGGAGUUAAAUGCAAGAGACCGAAUUGUUGAUCUCUUAUUUUUACUUUGAAAAAUUGUUAUAAUUU
Messenger RNA from Lactuca virosa, 2987 nucleotides. NCBI's taxonomy places the organism in Eukaryota, Viridiplantae, Streptophyta, Magnoliopsida, Asterales, Asteraceae. The record is from the annotation of a GenBank genome assembly.